AUGGAGUGUCCUGUCUUGGUUGCUAUCAUUGACAACGGAACCGACUUUUUCAAAGCUGGGUUGGGCGACUAUAGAGUACUUCCUACGGUGACAUUGCAAUGUACUGAAACGGAUUUCGUCCUACCAGUACCACGCCAUUUUCUUUACGAAAAAGAAUGGAUAGAGAGCGGGCCUGCAAAGCAAACUAGACCUCUUAUGAAACGGCAAUAUUGGAUGGACCUGUGGAGACAGUCAAUGGAUAAAUUGAAAAUUAAUAUUAAAGGUGUUCACAAAGUCCCGGACUUCGUGGUCGCUGAAAGCGAACUGAAUGUCGAAUCAGAGCGUAAAGAAAUGGUAGAAAUUCUGUUUGAACAAAGUAAAACGAGACGAGUCUACAUCGACAAGGAAUCUUCGUUCUCACUGAUUUGGCACGACACACCCACAGGCGUCAUUGUAGACUGCGGCGACCUGAUUACCUCUAUCGUACCCUUUCACAACGGUGAACGUCUUCCAAAUGACGUCGUACUUAACUACGGCGGUCGGGAUGUUACAAUGAGCCUUGUGUCAAACUUACAGGAUACAGGACACUAUUUUCUAAACCCUACGUACCUUUCUCAUAUUUCUGAAAUUAGAAAAAUAAAAGAGAAAUAUGGACGCGUAGACGCUAACGAUGAGAGAAGUUUGAGAAGACGUCCUGAGGUCAUUGACGUUUCUACUGAAGUAUUUGGUGAUCACAAAAUUCAUAUUCGUCUUGAACAUAUUCAAUGCACAGAAGGUCUUUUUCAGCCGAGUCAUUUUGACAAUCCUACAAUGGGAAUUCAGCACGCGGUAAUCCGAACCGUCGAGUCACAAGUCAAAGAGAUACAAGCUCAGCUCUACGGCUCCGUGCUUUUGUGCGGUGGCACUACAAUGUUGGAUACGUUUCCGAUAAGAUUGUCGCAAGAAAUAGAAGACUGGAAGAAGGUAGAGCUCAAAAAACCGGUCGACGUCAUUGCUAGAGAUAAUCGCAAAUACAGUGUCUGGCUUGGAGCGAAUAAGGUUUUCACCAAACAGGAAUGGGUCGAAAGGUUAAUGAUUAGACGAUCCCAGUAUUGUGAAGAAGGUCUACGAGUGGUAGACAAGACACCAAAUCUAGCAAAGUUGUGGUACAAUAGCCAUUGAAUUAAUUUAGUUCGAAAACUAUAAAAAGCGGUAUCUACAGUAUUUGUGAGCAUGAUGAUGAGUUGAUAUGUACACAUAAUCAUUUAGAGAUGUUGUAUUCAAAUUAAAAUAGAGUUGUUGAACAC
Messenger RNA from Corticium candelabrum, 1265 nucleotides. Its product is annotated as actin-like. Bases 1 to 1140 code for a protein of 379 amino acids. The record is from RefSeq and is a predicted model, not a curated record. NCBI's taxonomy places the organism in Eukaryota, Metazoa, Porifera, Homoscleromorpha, Homosclerophorida, Plakinidae. The transcript has 3 exons.